Molecule: messenger RNA, 1841 nt
Organism: Vespula pensylvanica (western yellowjacket)
Lineage: Eukaryota; Metazoa; Arthropoda; Insecta; Hymenoptera; Vespidae
Gene: Lop1
Product: rhodopsin, long-wavelength
Exons: 6
Coding region: 152-1288 (378 amino acids)
Biological process (GO): G protein-coupled receptor signaling pathway; phototransduction; visual perception
Cellular component (GO): membrane
Molecular function (GO): G protein-coupled receptor activity
Source: RefSeq, a predicted model, not a curated record
GCCGCAUCCAACAGUGGACCAAACAACGGUCGGUGUCUUCUACGCCCUUACAACCCGCGGUGACCAUCCUCCACUUCUAACAUUAAGCGAGUACUUGGAUUAGUUCGUUUUUUUACGACGAUUUUCUCCAAGUAGCCUGGAAAAAUCCAGCAUGACAGUUAUGUCGGGACCAAGUUACGCUGCAUGGGCGGGCCAUGGCUCGAAAUUCGGUAAUCUGACCUUAGCAGACACAGUUCCACCAGAAAUGUCACAUUUAAUUGAUCCCCACUGGUAUCAAUUCCCGCCAAUAAACCCUCUGUGGUAUCCUUUGGUUGGUUUUGUUAUUGGUGUAUUAGGAGUUAUCUCUGUCAUCGGUAAUGGCAUGGUGGUUUACAUUUUCUGUUCAACUAAAUCGCUACGUACUCCAAGUAACUUGUUUGUCAUCAAUCUCGCCUUUUCUGAUUUCCUCAUGAUGUUUACUAUGUCUCCACCUGUGGUGAUUAACAGCUACUAUGAAACUUGGGUAUUUGGACCUCUUAUGUGCCAAGUCUACGCAUUGUUAGGCUCUCUGUUUGGAUGUGGCUCCAUAUGGACAAUGACAUUAAUUGCAUUUGAUAGAUAUAACGUAAUCGUCAAAGGUUUGUCAGGCAAACCACUCAGUAUCAAUGGAGCCCUCCUUCGAAUCAUUGGUAUAUGGCUAUUCUCACUCUUUUGGACUGUUGCACCUAUGGUAGGAUGGGGCCGAUAUGUACCUGAAGGAAAUUUGACUGCUUGCGGCACUGACUACCUCAGUAAAGCAAUAGAAAAUACAUCUUACAUACUUGUAUACAGCGUAUUUGUCUACUAUUUGCCACUAUUUAUGAUAAUCUACAGCUACUACUUCAUCAUUCAAGCUGUCGCAGCACACGAGAAAAAUAUGCGAGAACAAGCAAAGAAAAUGAAUGUUGCUUCUCUACGAUCUUCUGAAAAUGCUAAUACCAGUGCAGAAUGCAAAUUGGCAAAGGUUGCGCUUAUGACAAUCUCCUUGUGGUUCAUGGCAUGGACUCCUUACCUGGUCAUUAACUAUACAGGCAUCUUUGAUAGCCAGAAGAUAACACCUAUCUUCACCAUUUGGGGAUCCAUUUUCGCAAAAGCAAAUGCUGUAUAUAAUCCUAUUGUUUAUGGUAUCAGCCAUCCUAAAUACCGAGCCGCUCUCUUCCAAAGGUUCCCAUCUUUGGCUUGUACCAAUGAGCAAGCACCCCAUACGGAUGCAACAUCUACUGCAUCUGGUAUUACCACAGUCCCUGAAGGCGAGAAAGCUUCGGCAUAAGGAAAGAAUUGUAAAAUGCUGCCAUUUUCUAAAUUUCUAAAUUAACAUUAUACUAAAAUGCAAAUAUUAAUAUCAUCAGAAUGAAUAUAAUAUUUAAUAAUUUAAUAACUGGGGCAGCCAUAUUUAUGUGUUCUAAACAAGGACUUCCAUGUGAUAUAUGUAAUGUUAAAAAAAAUAGAAACAACAGGGAUCUAUAGUGAACACAGGUGAACUAAUUGAUUCUAUUUAACAUCUAGAAGGAGAUUUAUAAACAAAACCUGUACCAAUAACAUACAUGAUAUCACUGUGUACACAACAUAAAAUGAGCAAUCUUUGAAUACAUCUAUGAUUAAUUUUAUGAUUCAUAUUUCACCACAAUGUGAAUCAUUUACAAUUGAUUAAUAGAUUGAAUUAUAAUUUUGUGCAUUUUAUAAUAUAGUGGUAUACAUGGUCACUUUGGUAUAGCAGGUAUUGGCUCUAUGAUUACAAGAUUAGUCAGCGUGCCAAAACAUAGCGAUAGCGUCAUAUCUGUACUUAAUUUUGUAAAAUUAAAUAAAUCAUGCAAGCAGCAUUA